Molecule: messenger RNA, 2253 nt
Organism: Diatraea saccharalis (sugarcane borer)
Lineage: Eukaryota; Metazoa; Arthropoda; Insecta; Lepidoptera; Crambidae
Source: the annotation of a GenBank genome assembly
GACUUGCGAUUAUUGAGGAUUUUCACGCGUUGUAGUGAAUUCCAUUAUUCUUACUAGUUUUCUUUGAUGAGGUCCUAAAAAAAGCUCAAAAAUGACUAUAGUUUCUAAAAUGGAGGUGGACUCCGUAAAAGGAGAGGGCUUUAGACCCUACUACAUUACUAAGAUAGAAGAAUUGCAGUUAAUUGUGGCAGAGAAAUCUCAAAAUCUUCGACGUCUACAGGCUCAGCGUAAUGAACUGAAUGCCAAAGUCAGAAUGUUGCGAGAGGAACUCCAACUACUACAAGAGCAAGGCUCCUACGUCGGCGAGGUAGUCAAGCCGAUGGACAAGAAGAAGGUUCUCGUCAAAGUGCAUCCAGAAGGUAAAUUCGUGGUUGAUCUUGACAAAAAUGUGGACAUUAAUGAUGUUACAGCAAAUUGCCGCGUUGCACUACGCAAUGAAAGCUAUACACUGCACAAGAUCCUUCCUAACAAAGUAGAUCCAUUGGUUUCUCUCAUGAUGGUUGAAAAAGUUCCUGACUCUACAUACGAGAUGGUAGGUGGUUUAGAUAAGCAGAUUAAGGAGAUCAAAGAAGUAAUUGAGUUGCCUGUUAAGCAUCCUGAAUUGUUUGAUGCUUUGGGAAUAGCUCAACCUAAGGGAGUAUUACUGUAUGGCCCUCCUGGCACAGGGAAAACAUUGUUAGCUAGAGCUGUCGCUCAUCAUACUGAGUGCACCUUUAUUCGCGUAUCUGGUUCUGAAUUGGUUCAAAAAUUUAUUGGCGAAGGUAGUCGCAUGGUACGAGAACUCUUUGUAAUGGCUCGAGAGCAUGCUCCCUCUAUUAUAUUUAUGGAUGAAAUUGAUUCUAUCGGUUCCUCUCGUAUUGAGUCGGGCAGUGGAGGAGAUUCAGAGGUUCAAAGAACUAUGUUAGAGUUGUUGAAUCAACUUGAUGGUUUUGAAGCAACAAAGAAUAUUAAAGUCAUAAUGGCAACUAACAGAAUCGACAUUCUUGAUCCUGCAUUGUUGAGACCUGGUCGUAUCGAUAGGAAGAUUGAAUUCCCUCCACCAAAUGAAGAAGCUCGCUUAGACAUCCUAAAGAUCCACUCUCGGAAGAUGAACUUGACUAGAGGAAUCAAUCUCCGCAAGAUUGCAGAAUUGAUGCCUGGAGCUUCCGGUGCUGAAGUUAAGGGUGUAUGUACGGAAGCUGGAAUGUACGCAUUACGUGAGAGAAGGGUUCACGUUACUCAGGAAGACUUUGAAAUGGCAGUAGCUAAGGUUAUGCAAAAAGAUUCUGAGAAAAAUAUGUCUAUUAAGAAACUCUGGAAGUAAAAUAAUCAUUCUUUAUUUUUUAAUAUAAUAGCUUUGUCUUGUAAUAUGUAUUUUAGUUUUAUUUGUGUGAUUUAUCGAGGAUUAAUAUGAAAAAGAGAAAACUUACUCAUUACAAAUUUAUUUAAAAAUAUAAAAGAAUUAAAAGAUACCUUACAAACUAAAUUGUUUUAAAGAUCAAAAUACUUGCAUAUUUUUGUUUGUACAUUCUUUUUAUUCAACAUAUAAAAUCAAUCUCAUAUACAGUGGUGUAACAAUUUUUAAUAUAUUCAUUCAAUGUAUAAAAAUUUGAUUCAAAUAGUUUAAAUAUUAAUGGCACAUUUGUAAAAUAUGUGACUGUUUAUGAUUGCUUAAAAAAUAUUUAGAAGGUUAAGUGAUCAGAAUUAUGCGUUACAUAAUUAAUUCUCUUAACACUAUAAUUCUUAAUCUAGGUAUGUUAGGAGUUCUUUUUAAUGAAGUGAUCCUUAAAUAUGGAAUUAUUACAUUAUCAAUAACAGCAAUAUCAAAGAUUCCCCAACUCUAGUUAACAAAAUUUGUAACUAUAUUAAAUACAAUAAUUGGAAUAAUAGCAAGUUUAAUUGUUAUCAUUUAAUAAACAAUUUUCAACUAAAUUCACUUAUAAAUAAAUAAUAGAUAUUUGUUUAAGAAACUGCGUGACAUUGUUUGAUUGUAAAUGAAAAUUAAUUAUUUAACCUGCAUAAAAAUAUAUUUUUAAAACUGCUUAUUUAUGAAAGCAAUGCUAGACAGUUUCUUCCAUCAACCUGUUAUUUUUAAGAGAAAAAAAAAUUACAAUACUUACAUUAGUAUAGAUUAAUAAUUCAUUUCAAUCAAUAUUUAAAAAAAAUCCAUGUCAGUUAUAAAACUGUAGGUGGUUAAUUCAAUGCACACAAAACGGUAACAUUACUAAAAAACACAAUUACUCAAAUCAAUAAUUAUUACAUUAUGAAGCACAC